Molecule: messenger RNA, 2944 nt
Organism: Panonychus citri (citrus red mite)
Lineage: Eukaryota; Metazoa; Arthropoda; Arachnida; Trombidiformes; Tetranychidae
Gene: Gpdh1
Product: glycerol-3-phosphate dehydrogenase [NAD(+)], cytoplasmic-like
Exons: 4
Coding region: 1065-2117 (350 amino acids)
Biological process (GO): glycerol-3-phosphate catabolic process; carbohydrate metabolic process
Cellular component (GO): glycerol-3-phosphate dehydrogenase (FAD) complex; cytosol
Molecular function (GO): protein homodimerization activity; glycerol-3-phosphate dehydrogenase [NAD(P)+] activity; NAD binding
Source: RefSeq, a predicted model, not a curated record
CCCUUUUUCUUUGUUCUCUUUUUAAAAAGAAAAGGGUUACAUGUGAUUCUCAAUGGAUUUUUGCUUCUUCCUGGUUACAUCUUUUUUAAUUGUUUUCUCUCUUCGUUAAUUAAUUUGUGAUCAAUUCAUUUUCUUCUCUGAUUAUGGUUAAGUGUGGUCAAGAUUUUCUGUUAACUUUGACUUUUCUCUUUGGUAAUUUUGGUUGAUUCAAUUAACCGAUUUCUCAGUUUGGUGUUACAAUUGAUCUUUUUGCUUCCCUAUUGGUUUUCUGGUUUCAAUGAUCAACCAUUGAAUUAAGGUAACCAGUUUUAGAUCUGGUUAGCUGAUUUCUAUUCUGGAUCCUGUUGUUUUCACUUUUAACCCAACUUUGCAUUACGAGGAAUAGAAAAACAAACAAAGGGAUUGGUAAUAAAUUAGCUACCGGAUAACAACAACAAACCAGAAUCAAUCAAUCAAGAUGAAUACACAAACAAUUGUGAUUUCCUACAACCUGAGAUUCUCAUAGUGUUGUUUCAUUAACCAGGAUGAUGAUUCUCUUAUCAUAAUCUCCCGCAACCUUUUCCAGAUAAAAUCUGGUUGAUAUGGUGUUUCUAUUUUAUACACCGCCUUCAUUCAGUAUUAUUCAUCGUUAUUCCAUUACUUUAAAUGAUGAUGAGAGAACGAAGGAAAUUUUCUCAGCUAUGGGGCCCAUUGAGAGAGAUAAAAUGGCGACAAUAAAUGCAGAGAGAACGUUGUGAUAAAUCACUAAGUUAAAUGGAAAAAAAAGGAAUAAACAAAAGAUAAACAAUUAUUCUCACGUUUUCUAACCAAUCAUAAAGGCUCACAUGAUGACUGCGGACCAUUUAAAUUCUGGUCGAAAUCAGAAUAAUUCAUUAGUAAUAAUUGGUUUUCUUAUUACCACAUAAAUUCUGAUUCCUUUUCUACAUUUGGAUUCUCCAAUAAUCAAAGUUGACCCAAAAAAAUUCCAUCAGGUAUCAACCCGACCAGGUCAUCUUUAUCCGACAAAUCCAAUCGAUCAACAUCAUCAUCUCCUUACAAUCUACUUUCUCUGACAGUUUUUUAUCAUGUCUGCUCUUAAGAAAAUUUGUCUUAUUGGCUCCGGUAAUUGGGGAUCAGCUAUUGCCAAAAUCGUUGGUCACAAUGUUACCAGAUUUGAUCAUUUCGACAAAACGGUUAAAAUGUAUGUCUAUGAGGAGAUGGUUGAUGGCCGUAAAUUAACCGAAAUAAUCAACACUCAACAUGAGAAUGUUAAAUAUCUUCCUGGACAUAAAUUGCCUGAAACUAUUUUAGCGGUUCCCGAUGCUCUUGAAACUGCCAAAGAUGCGGAUAUAAUCAUUUUCGUUGUUCCCCAUCAAUUUGUCGAGAGAACCUGUGCUCCUCUUAAAGGUAACAUUAAACCGAACGCUGUUGGCCUUAGUUUAAUCAAGGGAUUCGGUGAGAAGCCUGGAGGUGGAUUGGUACUUAUCUCUGAUCUGAUCGGUGAAAUUCUUGGAAUUAAAGUAUCAGCUCUGAUGGGCGCAAAUUUAGCUCACGAAGUUGCCGAUGAGAAAUUUUGUGAAACAACAAUUGGUUGUGAUGAUGAAGAUUCUGGAAAAUUGUUGAAAGAUCUUCUUGAUACACCAAAUUUCCGGGUAACCGUUGUCCGUGAUCGGUAUACUGUUGAAAUUUGCGGAGCAUUGAAAAACAUUGUCGGUUGUGCAGCGGGUUUUGCCGAUGGUCUCAAGUUAGGUGAUAACACAAAAGCCGCUGUUAUCCGAUUAGGAUUGAAAGAGAUGAUUCGGUUUGUCAAUACUUUCUAUGGAUCUAAUGUCCAAUUAGCGACAUUUUUUGAAUCUUGUGGUGUCGCCGAUCUAAUUACAACCUGUUAUGGUGGUCGAAAUCGUAAAGUGUCCGAAGCUUUUGUCACUUCUGGAAAAUCAAUCGAAGAACUAGAAAAGGAAAUGUUAAAUGGACAAAGACUCCAAGGACCUCAAACCGCUUACGAAGUAUUAAAUUUAUUAGAAGCCAAAAAUGUCACCGACCAGUUUCCCCUUUUCUAUGGUGUCGCCAUGAUUUGUAAAGGUAUUUCACCUCCAUCAUCAUUGGUUGAAUAUCUAAGGAAAGAACCAACGGAUUAGGAAAGAGAUGAGGAGAAAAUGAAGAAGACAAAUUUAUUUACAACGAGAAAAGAUCCAUCCAAUUCAAAGAGGUUAAAGAAUCGUUGAAGAUACAGGGACAGAAAAGAGAAUUCAAAAAGUGUUCCAAUUUUUUUCGCCUCUUUGGCAAAGAUUCAAGUAAACAUAUUUUAAGGUAAACCAACGUGAAAAGAAUUAAGCAACAAUUAAGUCUACCAUUCUAAUUGUUAACCGGCUCUAGAUUUAAACUAUCAUUACACAAUGGCUCAAAUUUAAUCAACUAUCCCGAUAAACCUGUUAAUCCAUUUAAAUAUAUUGUCUCUAUCGUUUAUGUUAAUCCAUUUAAAUCAAAUUUUGUCCAUAACUAACCUUUCCUCCUCUAACAUUCACCUAAUUGAUUAUGUUGUUAUUAUCAAAACUAUACACAUGACAAAGAUGAAUUAUUGUUAUAAUUAAUGUCAACAAUUAAGUUUAGCUGGAAAAUGUUCAUUGAUCAGUACAAAAUCAUCCAUUAUUAAGUAUUGUUACAAGUGUAAAUCGUUUUUGUCACAGUUAAAGUGAUCAUUAACUAUGCAAAAGUGUAAUGAGUAUAUUUAAUUGUUGGUUAAUCCAUAACAAGAAAACAAUUUAUGACAAAAUUGAUUAAGAAAUGAAUCUCAAAGAAAUUGAUCAUUUGAAUACGGAGAAAACUAAAUUUCCAACUCGUAAUCAGUGAAUUGAACUUCUUUGUAUUAGUUAAUCAGAUUGCUUUUGAUUAAUUAUCUUUGAAAGUUAAAUCAUUUUCUUCACCAAUUAAACUACAAUAAUGCUGAUGAUUUAACUGAUACUAA